Umbelopsis ramanniana AG is the source of this 1219-nucleotide messenger RNA. RefSeq lists its product as uncharacterized. The record is from RefSeq and is a predicted model, not a curated record. Bases 43 to 1143 code for a protein of 366 amino acids. The transcript is spliced from 2 exons. NCBI's taxonomy places the organism in Eukaryota, Fungi, Mucoromycota, Umbelopsidomycetes, Umbelopsidales, Umbelopsidaceae.
GAGGCCAAGUCUCUUCUACAACUUUUGCCUAACUAUCAAAUAAUGUACCGCCAUUACCCACUUAAGCCGCCCAUCGCCAGCUCUUCGCCUUUCUCUCAAGAGAGCAGUAUGGACUCGACGGACAUGAAGCAACCGCAAAAGGUCUAUGAUAUGGAGUAUUGGCUAGCAUGCUUUGAUGCCCUCACCAGCACCAUGUAUAAUUCUCCAGCAGCAGUGCUGCCAUCUUUCCCACAUCACCAUUAUGCAAUUCCUUUGGGAGAUAAAAAAGAUCAAAUUGGAACAGAGCGAGGAGAAAGUCGAUCCGACCCGAACAUCCCUAACUCAGUUCAGGAAAAUGCUUUCAAUAACCGGAAUGACGAGUACUUUACCUUCCAAAACUUUUACGAUUUUCGACAAGCUAGGUGUGAUCAUGUUAUGGGAAGAUUACGGCUUCAUUUUCGCUUCCCAGCGCUGACGAUAAGAAGAUUACAAGCCGGAAAUUACAUUUUACAUCAAAGCUCACCAGAAGGUCAGGUUGUGGACCCUACUACGGGGUUUUUCAAUGAUAAAUAUACCACCGAAGAGAUGGUUCGUGCCAGAAGGUCAAUUAUGUCUAAGUUUGGAACUUCUAUGAACUCGUUAAAUGUAAGGACCCGGUUCGUUCCCUAUUCAUUUUCCAUAGGAGCAAGAUACUGUUCGCCUUAUCGAGUGCAUGAUAUUCUUUUGCGUUGUCCGCAUCUGCCUAAUUGGGCGCACACCAUCUUCAUGCUGAACGCCAUUGCUUAUAUGAAAGAAAAUGGACCCGUGGAAUCUGGCAAGGUCGUGGCUGGAUUGUUCAAGCCUUUUGCUCCAGCCAUAGAUGUCACAUUUCGCUGGUUGACUAAUGAACACUUUAUGAGUGGGCAAGAGCCAUUUCCGCUUGCCCUCCUUGUAUUCGAGCAUCUGGCGUUCGACACCACGGAAGAGCAAGAUAUGGAUAUCUUAUUGGCCACGGUUGGAAGCCCAAAAGAGGGUAAGAACGCAAAGAAUCAGAUGCAGCUAGCACGGUUUCCUGUAUUGUGGGUCGAACUUGGUGACGGUAUGGGCCAACAUUUGACUGGAUUAGCAAACCAUUGGCUUGAAAAGUCGAGAGCGGAAGGAACUCUGGACGUAGAAAUGGAAUGAUACCACCUAUAAUAAUACUUGUACAAAUACUUCAUGAAAAUAAAAUGUGUCCAUAUUCCAGUUGUCAAUACAGUAA